Vespa velutina is the source of this 2187-nucleotide messenger RNA. RefSeq lists its product as uncharacterized. The transcript has 7 exons. NCBI's taxonomy places the organism in Eukaryota, Metazoa, Arthropoda, Insecta, Hymenoptera, Vespidae. The record is from RefSeq and is a predicted model, not a curated record. Bases 912 to 1922 code for a protein of 336 amino acids.
CAUUUUUAUUUUUAGCAAGUUCGUCCGCGGUUCUCUCUCUCUUUCUCUCUCUCUCUCUCUCUCUCUCUCUCUCUCUCUCUCUUGCUCUUUUGCUCUCUCACUCUCUCUCACUCGAGCAUCGGUCGCAAAAACCGGUUCCUCUCUCGGGGCACCACUGCUCACCGAGGAAAGCACGAGGAACCAAGAGAGAAAGAGAGAAAGAAAGAGAGAGAGAGAGAGAGAGAGAGAGAGAAAGAGAAAGAUACGAGAGUCCAGUAUAGUCGAAGAAUCUAAAGAGAAAGAGAAAGAGAAAAAGAGAAAGAGAAAGAGAUAGAAAGAACUUGGAAUUUGCUCGUGUCCCAAUACACAUAGUCGCCGACGUCGUUUUCACGUUCCUCUAUGUGAAUAUAUAUAUAUAUAUAUAUAUAUAUAUAUAUAUAUAUAUAUAAUAUAUAUACAUAUAUCAUACACACACAUAUAUAUAUAUAUAUAUAUAGAGGGAGAGAGAAAGAGGGACAAACAUAAACAUAUAUUUAUGUGACUAUUCUUCUAUCUCACUCUUUCCAACUUGUCUAUCCACUAAUCUAUUGUUACUCUCACUCACACAUACAUACAUACAUAUAUAUAUAUAUACAUAUAUAUAUAUAUAUAUAUAUCAGCAGAGAUAGCAGACAGACUGCAGACAUACACGCAUAUAUACCUCUCUCUUCUAACCUCCUACGUUAUAUCGAUCGCAUAUGCACAAGACGGAUUAUAGUCCCUACAAGACUUAUAGUCGAACGAAAAUCUUUUAUUUUAUUAUUGUUCGAAAUAAAUAAAAGAGAAAAUAAAAGGGAGAGGGUGGGAGAAAGAGAAAAAGAGAGAGGGGGAGAGAGAGAGAGAGAGAAAGAGUGAGUUUGGAUAAAGGGGGAGGAAAAAUCGUUAUGUGAAGAAUGGCAACCGAUUCCAGCAACAACGAGAACAACAAUCGUCAUCAUCAUCAUCAUAAUCAUAAUCAUGGGGUUAGAGCUGUCGCAACGACGACUACAGAUCCAAGACGUAACGAAAAGCGCGCCGUUGCGGCCAGAGGUGCCGCUGGUGCACUUGCUCUCAGCGUAUUGGCUGUUGUCCUCCAAUCAGCUGCCACGGCUACCCCCGCCUGGGGAUACUUCACCAAUCCCGAUGCUGGUACAGCUGCGGAAAAGGGUUACUUUGGACCAUGGAGACAAUGCAAGUUCCUUUUAUAUGGUCGAGAAAGAUGUGGCCAAGGUGUCUCAAGGUUUCAACCAGUGUUGGCUGUGUGGGUGGCUGGAUUGGCUGCUGCAGCCGCUUCUACGUUACUCGCCAUAUUGGUUGGCCUUGCCGUACUUCAGCUUGCCAUGGCUUCAUCUGCGAAGAAGGUUGUCAUUUCGUAUAGCACUGCUCUUAUCGGCAAGGUCGCUUUAGCAACCUUGGCAACGUCAUUGGCCAUCGUAGCUGCGAGUUUAUUUGCUUUGCAAACGGAUGACAGAGCGAACAGUUUCGUUGUUUCGAGAGGAGAAGCUUUUUAUAUGCAGUUAGCUGCCAUUGCCUUGAACUUUGGCGUGCUCGUCUCUGCCGUUUACGAGGGAAUUUACGCACGAAGGGGUGGCGACCCUACGAAGCUAAGAACCAUCCCUGAUCCUCGUGCAGCUACCAUAAAUAAUCCAGGAUAUCGAGAACACCAUCGACCGACGAAUGGUGGAAGUAUUUCAAUGACAGAUGCAAGUGGUAAACCAUAUGUGGGUGGUGCCGGUAAUGGUUCGAUGGCGUCUGUAGCUACGUCAGGAAGUGCAGCUAGUACUGCAUCUCCUUUGAGAAGCUCGUUAAAGAAACCAAAACCCCUGGGAAUCCAUAAUCCAGGAUUCUCGGCACAUAGUCCAACGUUAUCGAGGAAUGGCUCGCAAAAGAAAGUCCGUAUACAGACUCAUUCUACGGAAGUUUAGGAAUGGAAGAGAGCCAAGAUUUCGAGGCAUCUAUGGUCAAAGACAAAGAUGUUAUACCAAAUAAAAGAUCUAAAUUGAAUGAAAUAAAAUCAUUAAAUCAAUUUGACAGUCCUAACAAUGAAAUUAUCGUUUCUGACAAUUCCUACGAUAAGACACCUAUUAAAGCCUUGAACAUUUCUAAAACCGAACAUAUCAAUUCUAUAGACUCUUGUAGAAGAGUUUUAUUUUUCAAAGAUGAGAAUACAUCUUCUAAGUAAAAUAAAAC